Messenger RNA from Heteronotia binoei (common prickly gecko), 2648 nucleotides. RefSeq names its product dihydropyrimidinase like 3 (gene DPYSL3). The record is from RefSeq and is a predicted model, not a curated record. Gene Ontology annotation, cellular component: cytosol; cytoplasm. The coding region runs from base 1 to 2010 and encodes 669 amino acids. Gene Ontology annotation, molecular function: hydrolase activity, acting on carbon-nitrogen (but not peptide) bonds, in cyclic amides. The transcript is spliced from 14 exons. Lineage: Eukaryota; Metazoa; Chordata; Lepidosauria; Squamata; Gekkonidae. Gene Ontology annotation, biological process: actin crosslink formation.
AUGGCCUCGAGCGGCGGGAGGAGAGGCCGGGAGCGAGAGCCUCCUGAGGCGGCGGACGAAGAGCUGCCCGUGUACCUGGCGCGCCCAGGCACGGCCGACCAAGUCCCCCGCCAGAAGUAUGGCGGGAUGUUCUGCAGCGUGGAGGGCGCCUUCGAGAGCAAGACGCUGGACUUCGGGGCGCUCAGCGUGGGACAGCGCGGAGCUCACCGCCCCGCCACGCGGCAGCAGGAGCCGCAGCCCCCGCCGCGUCCCCAGGAACCUCCGGCCGGCGUCGUCGAAAUCCGGGCAGCCUCAGGCAAGGAACGACUGCAAAACCUCAGCCGUGAGGAUUACAAGAGUGACCGCCUUCUUAUUAAAGGAGGCAGGAUAGUUAAUGAUGAUCAGUCAUUCUAUGCCGACAUUUAUAUGGAGGAUGGCCUUAUAAAACAAAUUGGAGAUAACUUAAUUGUUCCUGGAGGAGUGAAGACCAUAGAAGCCAGUGGUAGAAUGGUAAUACCUGGAGGAAUAGAUGUCCACACUCACUUGCAGAUGCUGUACAAGGGGAUGACAGCAGUGGAUGACUUCUUCCAAGGCACAAAAGCAGCCUUAGCAGGUGGAACCACCAUGAUUAUUGACCAUGUUGUUCCUGAGCCAGAGUCCAGCCUGAUAGAAGCCUACGAGAAGUGGCGAGAAUGGGGUGAUGGGAAGGCUUGCUGUGACUAUUCCCUGCACGUAGACAUCACACAUUGGAACGACAGUGUCAAACAGGAAGUUCAGACACUCAUAAAAGAAAAAGGUGUUAAUUCUUUCAUGGUUUACAUGGCCUAUAAGGAUUUGUACCAGAUGUCAAAUACAGAGCUCUAUGAGAUAUUUAGUUUCUUGGGAGAUCUUGGUGCUGUAGCUCAAGUCCAUGCUGAAAAUGGGGAUAUCAUUGCACAGGAGCAAGCCAGGAUGCUGGAAAUGGGAAUAACUGGUCCAGAGGGCCAUGUGCUGAGUAGACCAGAAGAGCUGGAGGCAGAAGCUGUCUUCCGUGCUAUCACCAUUGCAAGCCAAACCAACUGCCCUUUGUAUGUGACUAAAGUGAUGAGCAAGAGCGCAGCUGACCUAAUUUCACAAGCCAGGAAAAAAGGUAACGUAGUAUUUGGUGAGCCAAUCACAGCCAGUCUUGGAACAGAUGGAACACACUACUGGAGUAAGAACUGGGCAAAGGCUGCUGCAUUUGUGACCUCCCCACCUCUGAGUCCAGAUCCAACAACCCCUGAUUACAUCAACUCUUUACUGGCCAGUGGUGAUCUCCAAGUCUCAGGAAGUGCACACUGUACAUUCAGUACAGCUCAGAAGGCAAUUGGAAAAGACAACUUCACAGCAAUCCCAGAGGGUACCAAUGGUAUUGAGGAACGGAUGUCUGUCAUCUGGGAUAAAGCAGUGGCUUCUGGGAAAAUGGAUGAAAAUCAGUUUGUGGCUGUGACAAGCACCAAUGCUGCAAAGAUCUUCAAUAUGUACCCAAGGAAGGGGAGAAUCGCUGUGGGAUCAGACAGUGAUCUGGUGAUAUGGGAUCCUGAUGCAGUGAAAAUUGUAUCUGCCAAAAGUCAUCAGUCAGCAGCUGAAUACAAUAUUUUUGAAGGAAUGGAGCUGCGUGGAGCCCCACUGGUUGUUAUAUGCCAGGGGAAAGUAAUGAUGGAGGAUGGGAACCUUCAUGUGACACAAGGGACAGGGCGUUUUAUUCCUUGUGCUCCUUUCUCAGAUUAUGUCUACAAGCGCAUCAAAGCAAGAAGGAAGAUGGCUGAAAUGCAUGCUGUGCCAAGAGGGAUGUAUGAUGGGCCUGUGUUUGAUUUGACCACUACACCUAAAGGAGGCACUCCUGCAGGCUCUACCCGUGGAUCCCCCACCCGGCAAACACCUCCUGUCAGGAACCUCCAUCAGUCUGGAUUUAGUUUAUCAGGUACCCAGAUUGAUGAAGGGGUUCGCUCAGCAAGCAAGCGCAUAGUAGCACCCCCAGGAGGCCGUUCUAAUAUAACAUCUCUGAGUUAAGCAUCCCAGUAAUCAGGGAACGGGAGGGGAACUUGUUAUUUGAUAGACUAAGCAAUGGUACAUUAAUAUUUAAGAAUGAAAGAGCAAUGGAAAAGUGUUCAAAUUUGGAAGAAUCAAUAAGCCUCAAGCCUUAUGUUUCAUAAAUGCUACUCGCUACCUAGCUUUAAAAAAUACUGCGGGUUUCUUUUACGUUUAUUCAUAGCCUUAAUAUUUUCCCAAUUUUUUUACAUGCAUGCAAAUCUGACUGGUGACUAAGUUAAGAGUAUGUAAUUGUACAUGGUGAGUGCUUGUGUGAUGACCCAUUGUAAGAAGGGGAUUGGAGCAAGAUGGGAGAUCCAUGACAUGAACAAGCUGUUUAGUCAGGUGACUUGGGCAGGUCAGCCCAGGAGUUUAGUGUUGGGGAUGGGUGGGAGCAGGAGGAGGUGGGAGGGUAGAGGGAGAUGGAUGUGGGGACCAAGUAGACCUGUGUAUUGUGUCCAUGUUUUUUGUUUCCCUCAAUGCUGACAAGACAGUUGCCUCUGAGCACUACGUGAGGCCAUUGGGAAGCUCAGCCAUCUUUGUAAUGGCUUCGUUGCAUCACUUACUCCUGUUAGAGAUUUUAUUACUUCGUACAUUUUACUGAAUAAAAAAAAUUGAAA